Molecule: messenger RNA, 2602 nt
Organism: Hirundo rustica (Barn swallow)
Lineage: Eukaryota; Metazoa; Chordata; Aves; Passeriformes; Hirundinidae
Product: endonuclease domain-containing 1 protein-like
Exons: 5
Coding region: 508-1329 (273 amino acids)
Molecular function (GO): hydrolase activity; nucleic acid binding; metal ion binding
Source: RefSeq, a predicted model, not a curated record
GCCUGGCCAUAGGAAUGAUGUAAUGGGAGGCUACAGAAGAGCAGCCUGUGAAUAUCUGAGUGUUCUCAGAGAACGGCCAGUCCCUCUGAUGUCACCAGAGCUGUUCUGUUGGGAACAGAAACGUGUAGGUGCAGGAACAGCUGCAGCUGCUUGGGAUUGAUGAAAGGAUCAAGGAAGUCACCAGACCACAUUAACUGAUCCUGACAUACCAUGCUGCAAGUCAGCAAAUCUGGGAGAAAUUCUGAGGAAACUCUAACAAAGAACUGUCAUCACAUUUAAGGAUAGUGGCACUCCUGAGGAUUCCAACAGUCCUUUCUCCAGGGAGAAGACAGAAGGAAUGGUUCCGCUGCCAGUUUUGAAACACUGCUUCAAGAGCAUAUAAACCCAGACAUUUUGAGGCUGCAGGAGAGGUCUUUGAGAGUCCUCUGCCACUUUGGGGCUGCGGGCAGAACCCUGUGCUGCUCUUUCUCACGGGGAGCGAGAGCCCUUCACUGAAAUCCUGCCACGAUGCUGCGGCUGCUGCUGCUGCAGGUGUUGGCCAGCUGCCUCUGGCUGGGACACAGCAAGGUGAUUUCGCCCUUUGAAGAUUGUUCUCAGUUUCUCCAUGCAAAGACUCCCCCAAAUAGUGCCCUGAAUCCACAGAACCCAGCCUGGAUCUGUCAGCGCUACAGCAACUCCUAUCACUUUGCCACCCUGUACGACAGAGACAGAAGAAUUCCAGUCUACUCUGCUUACGUAUACAAGCCUGGAUCUGGUGACAAAUCAAAAUCGUUCUUUAUUGAACCUCAGCUGAUCAGCCCAAGUUAUUCCAAGGAUAUGGAUACUGAGUAUACCAUUGAAAAGAAACACAAGAUCACUGCAGAGCAAGUUGGCCAGAGUCAGGCUAUUGACCAAGACUACAAAAACCUUGAGGGUUUGGAGCAUGGUCGCUUGAGCCCCAGUGGCCACCAAAGUGGAACCAAGAGCAAGUCAUCUACCUCCACCCUCACCAACAUAGUGCCCCAGAACAGCAGACUUAACCAGGGUGCCUGGAAAAACUAUCAGAGCAAGACAAUGGACCAACAGACCCAAGGCUGUAAAACCACUUACGUCAUCGUGGGUGCUGUGCCUGGGAACACCAGUGUCUCCAAUAACAGGGUUAAUGUACCCAGCCACAUCUGGUCAGCUGCCUGCUGCCAGACCAAAACAACCAUGAAGACUUGGGCGGUCAUUGCUGAAAACAGCGACAGCCAGGUCGAGAAUCUCACACUGGCCCAGCUGGAGGAGAAGCUGACAGAGCUCUAUGGGAAGGGAAAGGUCUCUCUGUUCGACAGUGCCUGUCCCCGCUAACAAACCUCACAUCCUGGAUGGAAAAGGCUUGGCUGCUUUUCCCACAUGUCAUGGGAUGACAGAAUCAGAGAAUGGGUGGGUUUUGAUGGGACCUUCAAGCCUGAAAGAUCAUAUCAUCCUGACCUGCCAGCCAUUGCCAGGGACACCUUCCACUACAGCAGGUUGUUCCAAGCCCUCCCCAGAGUGGCCUUGAAUGCUUCCAGGGAUGGGACAGUGAAAUCAUCUCAGGGUAGUUUUACUUCUGCCACAGCCAGCUCACUUUGGUAAUUUACUUCUUUAGAAUAUUCCAUCUCAACCCUGCCCCUCAUCAGUGUGAAACCAUCCAUCUUGUCCUGUCACUCCGUAGCCUUGUCCAGAGACCCUCUCCAGCCCUCUUAGAGAUCCUUGAGGUACUGGACUUUCAGGAAUCUUCUCCAGGCUGAACAUCCCCAGCUCUCUCACUCUCUUUCCAGAGUGGAUAUGCUCCAGCCCUCGGAGCAUCUUCAUGGCCUCCUCUGAACUCUACUCCAACAGUUUCGUAACAUUCUUGUGCUGCAGGUCCCAGAGCUGGAGGCAGCACUGCAGGUGGGGUCCUGGCAGAGCAGAGAAGAGCAGAGGGGGACAAAUGUCCUGUGCAGCGUCUGUGCUGCUUCCUUCUCUGGUGUGUUUCCAGCUCUGUCCCUCAGGGCACCUCCUCCUCUGCUCAAAGGCACAAAGAUGUGGGCACAGUCUCCAGCUGCUUUGUUUGCUGCCCAUCUCAGGAGAGAGCUCUCAGCAAUGAGUCCUGUCCUCCUUAGCUGUCCCCGAGAGUGUGCAGGUGACUUGUCCUUCACCUCCUUAGGAAGGCUGUGGGACCAGGGCACCUCACGUUGCCCAGAGAUCUUGUCUGGACAUCUCUGUGUCUGGAGAUACCCAAACCCCAACAAUACAUGAUCCUGGACAACCUGCUCGAACUGAUCCUGCUUGAGCCUGGAGUCUAGACUAGAAGAUGUUGAGAAGUCCCUCCAAAACACAACAAUUCAGUGAUUCUGUGAUCCUGGGACAUGCUUUUGUUUGCUUGCUUUGGAAACUGCAUCUUGAGAGCAGCACCUGCUGUAUCAGACAGGCAGGCUUUGGCAUCAGAUAUACAGAAAGCUUUGAGCAGCCAAAGCUCGGUUCCUGGGAUGCACUGCUUGGACACCUUCAUGCUCUGCUCUGCUUCUGAAGCUGUUCUGCAGAUUUAGGGGAAACUAAUUUGGGCCAAUGUAUUCAAUGGUUGUAAAAGAUCAAUGUGUUCCACAGCAUGGAGUUUGCA